Messenger RNA from Coffea arabica (coffee), 2028 nucleotides. RefSeq names its product putative DUF21 domain-containing protein At1g03270. Lineage: Eukaryota; Viridiplantae; Streptophyta; Magnoliopsida; Gentianales; Rubiaceae. Gene Ontology annotation, biological process: intracellular manganese ion homeostasis; magnesium ion homeostasis. Gene Ontology annotation, cellular component: cytoplasm. The record is from RefSeq and is a predicted model, not a curated record.
CCUCUUUACUUCAGUACCUGGCUCCACAGUCCACACCAGGGGAUGAACUAGUACCCCCAUCACCGCCAGCACCGCUACCGUCAACGGAACCGUCUCCGCUCCCGACCGCUUCUGGAUACUGCUGCUGCUGCAAAAGACGAGGACCUGUGCUGUCCUAAUAGUGGAGUACUAACUGUAUUUGUUGGCAGAGGAGAGGGAAUGCAGGUGUCUUUAGUGAAUGCCUUAGCCCUAGUGGGGUUGACGGCCACCACCAGGGCAUUCGUGGUGGACUCUCAGGACAUUGAAUUCGGGAACCCAUGGUGGUUUGUCUAUGCCGGAAUAUCUUGCAUCCUCGUGCUUUUUGCCGGUAUAAUGUCCGGCCUCACCUUGGGAUUGAUGUCCCUCGGUCUUGUCGAACUUGAAAUUCUUCAGCGAAGCGGCAGCACCACUGAAAAGAAGCAAGCAGCUAUUAUUCUGCCAGUUGUGCAAAAGCAGCACCAGCUUCUUGUGACCUUGCUUCUGUGUAAUGCUGCUGCCAUGGAGGCUCUUCCAAUUUACCUGGAUAAGAUUUUUCAUCCUGCUGUUGCUGUUGUGCUAUCUGUGACGUUCGUUCUACUCUUUGGGGAGAUUAUUCCACAAUCAAUAUGCUCAAGGUACGGACUUGCUGUGGGUGCAAACUUUGCAUGGCUAGUCCGCGUUCUGAUGAUUAUUUGCUAUCCUAUUGCUUACCCUAUAGGAAAGGUUCUGGAUGCUGUACUGGGGCAUAAUGAUGCUCUGUUCAGACGAGCUCAGCUGAAAGCACUUGUUUCAAUCCAUGGCCAGGAGGCUGGCAAAGGGGGUGAACUCACGCAUGAUGAGACUACUAUUAUAAGUGGAGCACUUGAUUUGACUGAAAAGACUGCAGAGGAGGCAAUGACACCCAUCGAAUCAACAUUCUCCCUCGAUGUCAAUUCCAAGUUGGAUUGGGAAGCUAUCGGAAAAAUUCUUGCACGUGGUCAUAGUCGAGUUCCUGUCUAUGCAGGAAAUCCAAAGAACAUUAUUGGACUUCUACUGGUGAAAAGUCUUCUGACUGUGCGGGCAGAAACAGAGACUCCAGUUAGCUCUGUUUCCAUCAGGAGAAUACCAAGGGUUCCAGCAGAUAUGCCUUUGUAUGAUAUUCUAAAUGAGUUUCAAAAAGGAAGCAGUCACAUGGCAGCUGUUGUGAGGGUUAAAGCAAAAGACAGUAACUCUCUUCCUCCUGGUGAAGGAGAAAAAGUUGGAGAGAAGAAAGUCAACAGUGUAGAUUCACAAUUGACUUCCCCCUUGCUACACAAGGUUGAUGAAAAAUCAGAUAGCAUUGUAAUCAAUAUGGAUAAGGCAUCAUCUCAGACAACUAUAGACAAACAUACUCUCAAGCAAAAUGUUGCCAUGACAAACAGUUUGACCCAUCUGCCUGAGGAUAUUGAAGAAGGGGAAGUCAUUGGCAUCAUUACCCUGGAAGAUGUAUUUGAAGAACUUCUCCAAGAGGAAAUUGUAGAUGAGACAGAUGUAUAUGUGGACGUGCACAAAAGAAUACGAGUGGCUGCGGCUGCAGCUGCUUCAUCUGUUGCUCGAGCGCCUUCCAAUAGGAGGCUGACUGGUCAAAAGCCCUCAGGGAGAUUUGGCAAAGAAAGGACAAACCCCAAAGAAGCCACUUAAGGAUGAUGUGCAUUUGAGGAGAUCUCAAGGUCAUGCUGCCUGUAAUUUAAAGGAAGAGAUAAUUUUGUAGAUUUGGUCAUCCAUAAAACGGAAAAUGGACAAGGCAAUGAUUCCAUAAAAUGCUCCAUAGUCCAGUCUGGAGCCUCUGAAAAAGGGAUAGAAAGAAAAGAAAAUAAUGUAUAUGUUGGCGGCUGUAGAAUAGAUGUUAGUGAUAGAAGAAGAAGCUGGAGUGUAGAUACUAUUAUGUAUUUAUGUGCGGACUGGAUGUAAUUUCGCUGCCUGUGUUGUAAUAAACAAACUGUAUUACACCUUGACAUGUUAAAUCAAGGCUCAAAAAUUUAAAGUUUUAUGAAAUUUAUUUUAUCUCCUAUA